Nomascus leucogenys (northern white-cheeked gibbon) is the source of this 2040-nucleotide messenger RNA. It is a transcript of the gene IPP, whose product is annotated as kelch like family member 27. Lineage: Eukaryota; Metazoa; Chordata; Mammalia; Primates; Hylobatidae. Gene Ontology annotation, molecular function: actin binding. The record is from RefSeq and is a predicted model, not a curated record.
CGGCUUCGCCUCCAGUCCUCGGGGGUACUGUACGGCCCAGUCACUCCCGCCUCGACACCCCCGCCAGGUUUCCCUCGCCCUUUCCGGCCGGGGCUGGUCGCGACUGCGCGCGCAGGGCCUCAGCGGGCGCCGGAGGGAAGGGGAAGCGGGUAGUAACAGAUUAUGGGCCACAGUCCUUUUAAUUAAUCUACUGUCAUCAUGGCUAAUGAGGGCUGUCCCAAGGCUGCUGAUAGUCCUUUUUCAUCAGAUAAACAUGCCCAACUCAUCUUGGCCCAAAUCAAUAAGAUGAGAAAUGGACAGCAUUUCUGUGAUGUGCAGCUGCAAGUUGGACAGGAAAGUUUUAAAGCUCAUCGGCUGGUUUUGGCUGCCAGCAGUCCUUACUUUGCAGCUUUGUUCACUGGAGGAAUGAAAGAGUCCUCAAAAGAUGUUGUACCGAUUCUAGGAAUUGAAGCAGGAAUCUUUCAGAUACUUCUAGAUUUCAUUUACACAGGUAUAGUGAACAUAGGUGUGAAUAAUGUCCAGGAGUUGAUUAUUGCAGCAGACAUGCUACAGUUGACUGAAGUUGUUCAUCUUUGCUGUGAAUUUCUGAAAGGACAAAUUGAUCCACUGAACUGCAUUGGAAUUUUUCAGUUCUCUGAGCAAAUUGCAUGCCAUGAUCUCUUGGAAUUCUCAGAAGACUACAUUCAUGUCCAUUUCUUAGAGGUUCAUAGUGGAGAAGAGUUCCUGGCACUUACGAAAGAUCAACUGAUCAAAAUUUUGCGAAGUGAAGAGCUUAGCAUUGAGGAUGAAUACCAGGUCUUCUUAGCUGCAAUGCAAUGGAUUCUGAAAGAUUUGGGAAAAAGAAGAAAAUACGUGGUGGAAGUGCUAGACCCAAUUCGAUUCCCUUUAUUACCUCCUCAGAGACUUUUAAAGUACAUAGAAGGAAUAUCCGAUUUUAAUCUUCGUGUUGCAUUGCAAACACUUCUGAAAGAGUACUGUGAAGUAUGCAAAUCUCCCAAAGAGAACAAGUUUUGUAGUUUUCUGCAGACAUCUAAGGUUCGACCUCGGAAGAAAGCAAGAAAGUACCUGUAUGCAGUAGGUGGAUAUACUCGGUUGCAGGGGGGUCGCUGGAGUGAUAGCAGAGCCCUCAGCUGUGUAGAACGUUUUGACACCUUUAGCCAGUACUGGACCACUGUGUCUUCACUUCAUCAGGCUCGAAGUGGACUGGGAGUAACAGUUCUGGGAGGGAUGGUCUACGCUGUUGGAGGUGAAAAGGAUUCAAUGAUUUUUGAUUGUACUGAAUGCUAUGAUCCAGUUACUAAACAGUGGACAACUGUAGCUUCGAUGAAUCAUCCCCGCUGCGGCUUAGGAGUGUGUGUGUGUUAUGGGGCUAUCUAUGCUUUGGGUGGAUGGGUUGGAGCUGAGAUAGGGAACACCAUUGAACGAUUUGAUCCUGAUGAAAAUAAAUGGGAAGUAGUUGGUAACAUGGCUGUGUCACGCUACUACUUUGGGUGCUGUGAAAUGCAAGGUUUAAUUUAUGUAAUUGGGGGCAUCAGCAAUGAAGGAAUAGAACUUCGUUCUUUUGAAGUCUAUGAUCCACUUUCUAAGCGUUGGUCUCCACUUCCUCCAAUGGGAACCCGGAGAGCAUAUCUUGGUGUGGCUGCACUCAAUGACUGCAUCUAUUCUAUUGGAGGAUGGAAUGAGACCCAAGAUGCUCUUCAUACUGUAGAAAAAUAUUCCUUUGAAGAGGAAAAGUGGGUUGAAGUUGCCUCAAUGAAAGUGCCUAGAGCAGGCAUGUGUGUUGUGGCAGUCAAUGGUCUUCUGUAUGUUUCUGGAGGUCGAUCUUCUAGCCAUGAUUUUUUGGCUCCAGAUACUCACAGAUACGAGGUUUUCCGCUUGAAGUGGGAGAAUAUGUGCAUUCUUUUCAAUGAUCACAAGACUCUAACAAAGGGGAUUUUUAAUCUUAAUUUUCAAGACCGUUAAAAUAUUGAAAUGUUUAAGUGGAUAACUAUAUUAUUCAUAAAAUGAAUGAGUGAAAACUAAUAUACUAUGAGAUGAAAA